Lactuca virosa is the source of this 318-nucleotide messenger RNA. The record is from the annotation of a GenBank genome assembly. Lineage: Eukaryota; Viridiplantae; Streptophyta; Magnoliopsida; Asterales; Asteraceae.
AUGCCGUCAUACUUUGUGCGUCGUUUUACUGUAACUAAAUACUACAAUGACAUAAAACAUGUUGAUAACGGCUUUAAGAUUGCUCCCACGAUUGAUAAUAGUACGGUUGUUCUAACAAAUGAUGAAGAUGAUUAUAUAGUCGAAGAUGAAUAUGAAUCUUUGUCUAAAAUUUCUGAUUAUGAAAGGGAGCUGUCAGACCAAGCGUUAUGGGGACCAUGUAUUGGUUUGAUACCAUCAACAAUGUCAACAAUGGCGGCUUCUGCUGAUAUAGAAGUUGAUUUUGCAGAAGAAUUGUGGCUCAGAUCCUCAAUAACAUGA